GACUCGCGGUCAGUCGUUGCCGGAGACUCGCUCUGCCAAGAUAUUCUGUGCGUCAUUUUACCGAGGGUGUUGUUUGCAGAAAAGUGUGCGUGUAACAUACACGAGCUUUUGUUCGCCAAGAUUUGUGCUGCGGAGAAAGGGAGAGAAAGAGUGGUGAAGUUGGUUUGAUCGUGAUUUGAUAUAGUCUGUCAAAACGGCCGCGAAAAUGGUGUCUGGUGGUAUGGCCUGCGUCAAGUACCUGCUGUUCCUUUUCAACCUGAUCUUCGCGAUCACCGGGAUAGUGUUCAUCUCGGUAGGCGCAGUGAUCCUGAUAGCGUAUCGCGGCUACGGCAACUUCGUCGACAUCUGGGUGUUCGCCGUGCCAGUGCUGAUGAUCGUCGUCGGCGUGGUGGUCUUCGUCACCUCGUUCUUCGGAUGCUGCGGCGCUGUCAAGGAGAACCACUGCAUGAUCAUCACUUUCUCAGUGUUGCUGCUGCUCAUCUUCGCGUUGGAAUUAGGCGCUGGAAUCGCCGGCUACAUGAUGAGCAACAAAGUGGACAAGAUGCUGGAGAAAUGCAUGAACGACACGCUCCAGGCGUACAUCUCCAGAGAAGACUACAGGCAGUCGUGGGAUAUUAUGCAGUACGACUUGCAAUGUUGCGGAGUUAACAGCCCGGCCGACUGGUUGAAAGCCGGCUUCGCCAACAACAAGCUGCCGCACUCCUGCUGCACCGAGCUGCCGAAAAACAAUCCCGAAUGCGACAUGAACGAUAUUAAGUCCAACACCGAGGGGUGCAAGAAACAACUGAGAAACAAGAUACAAGACAAUGGUAUUAUACUGGGUGGCGUUGGCAUUGGCGUUGCUCUCGUACAGCUGAUCGGAGUGAUCUUCGCGUGUUGCCUGGCUCGCUCAAUCCGUCGCGAAUACGAGACUGUCGAAACCACAGCGCACUGAUCAGCCACCGCUUAGAAGGCAUAUUAUCAUAAUCUUGUCCAUCAUGCAUUGAUAGGUAAACAAAAAAGCAAAAAACUAUAAAUCUAGGAAUGUAUCAUCGCGACCUCUUUUUAGUCCAUCUACGACAUGUACGCUUGCGAGUUCAUGGCAAUAUUCUGUAUUAAACAUUGUAAACAAAAGCAAAAAGAAGGCAAAAAAUAAAGCGAACACAAGGAAAACUUGCGCGAAGAAAAACGACACACUCGCGAUCGCUCUUCGAAUGCCCAAACUACAUCUCUUCAAAAUGAUUCAACGGAUAACUGCCAGAUUCCCUGCCAAAGACAACACACUGCGCGAAGCGAAUCUACGGUAGAUAUACUCGGAAGGAUCGCACGUACAUCUUUUUGUCACUCGGCGAUGAUAUACCUGCGAACAAAAAAACAAAUCAAGUGGAGUAAGAGAGUUACGGAGCGCGUUUUAUUUUUCAGUCGAGAGCCUAAAAAUAAUGAGUUUUCCUUAUGUAUGUUCACCCUCCUGUACACAACGCACACACACAUACACAAAGCUGCGUCGUGUAACUGCGCUUCGUGUGUGUCGCGCAUUUGGCCUUCUUCGAUUAUACUUUUGUGCUAAGGGAAAUUAGAGUUGGUUGGCGUACACGCCGAGCGAGUCGCGAGACCCAAACAAACAGUUCACUUGCGUGUUAUUGUAACGUGUAUGCUGAGGAAAGAGGAACGUCUGGAGGUGUAACGUUGAGAUCGUGGAAUUAGGCAGCGCUGUCUUGUUCUCCAUCACGCGGUCGGCGGUUCUACUAGUAUCGAUCGUGGUGUACGCUCUUGCUAUCGAGAUCACCUCGAUAUAAAACUCGCGAAUGCGUGGCUGUCGACUGGAUCACCAAGCCGGCAAUGACUAGUUGGAGAACUACCACGCCCUGCCUAAUUCUACUGAGCUUCAGGAUUACAAGUUGCACCGAUCCUGUCGUUCUUACUUUAUAUACAUAUAUAAAUAUAUAUCGAUUAUAAUUUUAGCAUAGCGUCGUAUUGUUAUACACAACACGGUCCGCGUGGCAACGACAACCCGCCCUCUGUUAUAGCCGUUGAAAAGCAGUUUCAUCAUUCACGCAAUUAUUGCAUUUACCGCGUAAAUAUGACUUACUGCAUAUAAAAAUUGUAUAACGAGGCGAUGAUACAUCGCAAUGCAAAGGAAAAAGCGUUGUAAUAAGCUCGCGAGCAGAUUAUCCGUGCAAUCGCAUUAAAACCCUCCUCCGUCGUUCGUUCGUUUAUGUCGGUGUAUCUAUAAUCAUUUGUAUUAUUAUAUUAUUAUUAUUAUUAUUAUUAUUAUUAUUAUUAUUAUUAUUAUUAUUAAGUAUAGAAAGCAUAAUGCAAUGCGCGUUCGCUUGACAUUAUCAAAGUUGUCACGCCAAGUCCGAAUGGUUCUUGCUCUCUCUCUCUUUCUCUCUCUUUCUCUCUCUUUCUCUCUCUCUCUCUCUCUCUCUCUCUCUCUCUCUCUCUCUCUCUCUCUCUCUCUCUCUCUCUCUGUCCCUCGUGAUCAUUAGUAGUGGUCGUGCGUCGAUGUACAGCUCUCUCACUCAACUCGUCGGUGCAAACGCAAAAGCAAAAGAACAAAGGAAAAGUGAAAUUUAUCAUACUCGCGUGCAGUCGUAACGAUCCUGCGGAAAACAACUGUUGCUAGGGGACCAACUGCGAUCACGAGUCCAUGCACCGCACGGAGGGAGGGGAGGCAGGCUUCGUAAGACAUAAUUGUGAUAUCCGCCUUUUUCGCGCGCUGCGUCUAAGUAACAAAGGACGACCGGCGGCAGUAGUGCUUUUGUAGUUUAUCGAUUGAAGGCGCCCUUGAUUGCGCGCGACGCUUGCGACGUGGCCGUCAUUAUUAUUUCUUGAUCGUCGCACCGACGGCCAACCGAUUUACUUCUGUCCGCGUGACGCGCAAUAUAGUGGUCUUUAAGCUUCAGUCGUUGCGAAGGGUGGCACGAUUGUUUCGUUCCCUUUAGUUGCUCGUUCCAGCACGAUUAACUGUGAUCUGCGCGGAUCACGAGUGAUUUUUAUAGAAAAGUGCCCUGUUGCCACUCUCUCGAACGACUGAGCCGCGAACAACGAGCUUUCCGCUCUAUCCUCAAACUUUCGCGCCUCAACGUCGAUGAUAUUAUUGCGUCAUUUGAAUCCGAUGUGUCUAUUUGAUUUAAUAAAGAUGUCUACUAAUAAAAUUAUCGGGACUAUGCCUAAUGCAAAUAUAGUGAGCAAGAAAAUAAAUAAAUCAAUUGAACACUGAGAUAUAAGGUAAAAGAAUUUUAAAAAUGUCGUAAACUUAUAUUGUAUAUGUCAUCAUUAUAAUGCAUAGAGUAUAGUGAAUAAAUGAUAAAAAUAAAUACGAGUAUGUAGCCGUCGUUCGGGUGUUAAACUUCUCUGUAACGCUUGUUCAAGAAUUGUAUAAGCACUUGUCCAAAGUUCGCUCCUUUUUAAGCUCGUGCAACGUCAUUCUACAAGGCUUUAUUUUCAAGACACUUUGAUUCGGCCCAGCACUCGUAAUGCUCGAUAUUAUUGUUGUCGUGUAACGCGUACUUAUUAUCGUUAUUACCAAUCGUACCAUCAGGCCCAGCAACCGACUAAUAUUCACCGAAACACAAUGUCAACCGUUCGAUUUUCAAGCUAAAAAACAUGCUGUCGUUAAUUAAUUGAUUUGAACGAAAAGCAACAAAGACUGAUGAAGAUUGUAAUCAGUAUUAAUAGCCAUUGGUAUUUUGAAUAAGCAUGAAAGGAUAAUACGGGGGAAAAAUAAAUACUAAUUUUUUAAAUUUAUAUGAAAAUCUAUUUUGGCUGCCUACAGUAAUUUUUCUAUGAUCCGCGCUAUUACAAUGCGAGUAAUUUGGUAUGGCGAUGAGCAACGGCAACGGUAGCUCUGUCAUGGAUACAAUCAAACGUACAUUAACAUUGAAAAGAAAAAAAUAACAACUAAAACCAAUGAGUAUGAGAAAUACAAGCAGACGUGAAAGAAAAAACCUUUCGUCAUAUACUUGACGCGCCUUUUUGCAUUUGGCAUUUUUUAGGAGCCAACAAACUGUCCUUGGCACAUAUUUGUCUAGCAUUUAUGAUACGUAUUAAAUAAAUUAA
Messenger RNA from Phymastichus coffea, 4041 nucleotides. RefSeq names its product CD63 antigen-like. Bases 206 to 934 code for a protein of 242 amino acids. Lineage: Eukaryota; Metazoa; Arthropoda; Insecta; Hymenoptera; Eulophidae. Gene Ontology annotation, cellular component: membrane. The transcript is spliced from 6 exons. The record is from RefSeq and is a predicted model, not a curated record.